AAACUAUCUCAUCAGAAACAAGGGCAGGACCGAAGGUUCCGUCCCGAUAAUGUUAUCAGAGUGUGUCUGCGCGAACACACACGGGCGACAAGGAAACUGCACAAAGGUCAUUUCCAGUGGCGAUAUGAUCGACGAAUCCCGUGCUUUGAAAACAUCCCAUCAACCAUCAUGAGUAAAGUGGCACCACGCAAAGAAACGGGAGAGGUAGACUCUGAUACUCAGCGUCCGUCAUCAGUAAACGACCUCACUGGGCAGAAGAAAGAGACAGAAAUAACUGGUUUACAAUCCCAGGAUGAUGAAGCGAAUGACCAAGUAGAUCGACCCGAAGCAAGUCCCACCCAGGAAUCAUCAGCUGUUGAAUACACAAAUGUUGGAGCUGGAGGGGAUUUAGCUUCUUCAUCUGCAUCAACAUUCAAAGAGCGCAACAGUGACAACAGUGAAAACACAAAGCAAGCUGAUGUUAAAAUAAACAACCUCACUGAGCAGAAGGAAGAGACAACUGGUUUACCAUCCCAGGAUGAUGAAGCGAAUGACCAAGUAGAUCAACUUGAAGCAAGUCACACUCAGGAAUCAGCUGUUGAAUACACAAAUGUUGGAGCUGGAGGGGGCAGUGGUUCACCUGAAGACAAGAUCGUGACUCUUACCAAAGGAUCUCCUCCACAUGAGGACAGCAAGACCACUUCUCAGACUAAAGACAGAAAUGAUGAUGGUGAUCACAACAGAGAGCAACCUGAGAUUCCUAGUAAUGGAAGAGGCCCAGAGCCUGAUCCCGCAGAGGAGGAAGAGGAAGAGAAUGUGGAGAAACAUGAACAGAGACAAAAUGUUGAAAACAUUGACCCCAUCAAUCAAGAGACAACUGAAUCCACAUUUACAGUGGUUACUAGAUUUCUUAGAGGAAAAGUAAAAUUCCUGAUUCCAGUGGUUUUAGCUAUUGUUGCUGUCCUCCUGAUGACUCCCCACCAGCCUGAGUCUCCACCUCGGAUGAACAAUGUAGACAUUCUCCUCAGGCAGAUGGAAAAAGUAAAGACCCAGUUCCCUCAUCAGCGUGCUGAGCUCUGGAAAAGGAGCAAGAUCCACCUGAAGAGGCACCUCCAGACAGCUCAGCCCACAUCACCUGUGAAUCUCAUCCUAACUGCUGGCCUCAGAGGCGAGAGGACGCUGCACUGCCUGGCUCAGAGCCUGGCCUCUGCUUUCUCUUUUGCUGUCAAUGCCUCUGUCCUCCACAUUGAUGGAGCCCGUGCAGCCAGCCAGGACAGCGACCAGGUCAAACUGGACAUUGACAGCAAGUUGCAAGGAGCUUUCGAGGGGGACAAACCUGUUGCUGUCAUUCACCGCUUUGAAGAGCUGCCUCCAGGCUCCACGCUCAUUUUCUAUCGUUACUGUGACCACGAGAAUGCGGCGUAUAAGGGGACUGUACUAAUCUUUACGGUGCUGCUGGAGGAAGAAGAGAUUCCUGGCAAGAUUUCUUUGAACUCUGUGGAGGAGAUGGUGGACGACCACCUUAAGAAGAAGUUCCUCUCUCAUAGCCGCCCUGUGUCUUUUGACAGGAUGGACCUUGAUAAGUACGGUGGACUGUGGAGCCGUAUUUCUCACCUCAUCCUUCCUGUGGCAGCAGAGGAAAGGAUAGAAUAUGAGGGAUGCUGGGGUAUAUAAAUAAUCCCUCUGUCAUAUUUUAGCAGGUAGUGUAGUGGUGUUAACAACCCAAAGGUUUCUUACUCUUUUUUAUGGUUGCAACAAAUGAAGGCAUCAGGUGGAAAUAAUUAUACCUAUUUUGAUAAUUCUGCUUUUGGAUAUUGUCUAAUAUCUCUGUGGACCUUAUUAUUGAAAAUGUUUGAUAAAACUCAUGCUGGGUAUCACACGUCAGUGGUACCGACUGAGUAUCAUGUCCCCUAAGAGCAAAAAUGUGUUUUGUGUAAAUGUGUAGCUCGUGAUUGUCUCAAGGCGUGCAGGAAGUCGUGUCUGAAGACAGAGUUCAUUUCCAAUGUGAACAGAGGAAGACGGAGCGUGAAAUGUGUGUUAGUGUGUCUGAGCUGUAUUUUCAAAGACUCUUGGAACCAAUAUGAGAUGACUAAGUUUGACUGCAAAGAAAUGGGUCAGUUAAAAGUCAAGAAUUUUACCCUAAUGUGUAAUAUCUUAAAUAAAAAAAAAUAGUUAAAUAAAAUGAGUAUAGAAAAAAUAUCUUUCAGGAACUCCAGAUAAAGAUAAAGAUAAUGACACCUUUUAUGGAAAAAUGUAAAUUAAAACGCAGCAGCACUUUAUUAGUAACUGAUUUACUUUAAAUAUAGAGAACUUCAGAGUGUGUAUGAUUUUGAUGGUAGCUGAUGUAAUGUGUAUACAUUUUUAAAAGUAUUUCAUGAAAGAAAAUCUAAUUCUCAUCACUAACUCAAUUAUUCAUUUGGUAUCAGGACAUUGGUGUAACUUUGUUUUGUUUCUGUGUGAUGUGUCAAACCUGCAUGGCACCAUCACGUGCCUUAAAAUACAUUUUCACACACCACUUUCUGUAAAUAUGUGCACAUUGUGGGGAAAUUGUGAUGGAGCGGAAGAAGUAAGCUAUUAAAUGUGCCUUAAGGUGUAAAAUAAAUACUAGUCCAACUUAA
This is a messenger RNA of Solea senegalensis (Senegalese sole), 2597 nucleotides long. RefSeq names its product torsin-1A-interacting protein 2-like. Gene Ontology annotation, cellular component: membrane. The coding region runs from base 169 to 1653 and encodes 494 amino acids. Lineage: Eukaryota; Metazoa; Chordata; Actinopteri; Pleuronectiformes; Soleidae. The record is from RefSeq and is a predicted model, not a curated record. Gene Ontology annotation, molecular function: ATPase activator activity. The transcript has 8 exons. Gene Ontology annotation, biological process: membrane organization.